AUGAAGCUCUCAAAUGCCGUGGCCUUCAGCCUCGUCUCCCUGCCAGGGGCCAUGGCUUGGGGAGGUCUGGGCCACAUCACGACUGCCUACAUUGCAAGCCAGUUUGUCAGCAACUCCACAGAGGCCUACCUCAAGCACCUCCUGCGAAACAAUGAGCCCGACUACAUGGCCAAGGUAGCCAGCUGGGCUGACUCGAUCCGAUACACAAAAUGGGGUAGAUUCACGAGCACGUUCCAUUUCAUCGAUGCCCACGAUAGCCCGCCCGAGUCGUGCAACGUCGACUUUGAGCGCGACUGCAAGGGGACCGGCUGUGUCAUCACUGCUCUAGCCAACUACACCGAGCAGUCCCUCGACCCGUCGCUGCCGCCAUGGCAACGUGCCCAGGCUGCCAAGUUUGUCAUUCACUUUGUCGGCGACUUGCACCAGCCGUUACAUAACGAAGACGUUGCGAGGGGCGGAAAUGGUAUCCACGUCAAGUGGAAUGGACGAGACUUUAACCUGCAUCACGUUUGGGAUAGCUCCAUUGCCGAGAAGUGGCUUGGUCGCGGAAAGCCGUACCCAUUGGCGGAAAAGUGGUCCAGGGACCUCACUGACAAGAUCAACAGCGGCAUCUAUUCAAAGGAGAAAGAUGCUUGGCUGGCAGACUUGGACUUUAGCGAUCCCAUCGAGACGGCAAUGGCUUGGUCGCGGGAAUGCAACAAGCUUGUAUGCGAAUAUGUCUUCCCCGAGGGUCCCAAGGCCAUUGUUGGCCAGGAGCUGAGCGGCGAGUACUAUGAAAAGGCAGCGCCCAUGCUCGAGAAACAAGUCGCGCGCGCAGGAUACCGAAUGGCGGCAUGGCUAGAUCUGAUUGUCGACGAGUUCCAAAAGAAGGACGCCAGCUAUACUGGCAAGCGACCCGCAGAGGAUUAUGAAGAGCCUGUUGAUGAGCUUGCAGAAGAGAUGGAGGACUAUAUUGGAGAGUUGUAA
Molecule: messenger RNA, 966 nt
Organism: Trichoderma breve
Lineage: Eukaryota; Fungi; Ascomycota; Sordariomycetes; Hypocreales; Hypocreaceae
Product: s1/P1 nuclease domain-containing protein
Exons: 3
Coding region: 1-966 (321 amino acids)
Biological process (GO): DNA catabolic process
Molecular function (GO): nucleic acid binding; endonuclease activity
Source: RefSeq, a predicted model, not a curated record